Messenger RNA from Parnassius mnemosyne (clouded apollo), 903 nucleotides. Lineage: Eukaryota; Metazoa; Arthropoda; Insecta; Lepidoptera; Papilionidae. The record is from the annotation of a GenBank genome assembly.
AUGACGGUGAAUAUUCAAAACAAUGAAAAAAUGAAGUUCAAUAAGUCAGAAACUGAGUACAAUAUGAAAUCUGUAAGAUUUUUGUUGUUGACUAUAACUACGAUGUUUAUUUUAAUUUCAGGUCUCAUGAUCGUUCUGGGGAUAUCGGUCUACUCGCACUACCACAGCUUUUCGUUCUUUUACGAGAGCGCGAAGAGCGGAAAAUUCUUCACGCCAUCUAUCCUCUGCGUACUCUUGGGCUUGGUGCUUUUAGUGGUGACGCUUUUUGGAUUAUUCGGCAGCUUGAAACAGAGCACUUGCAUGGUGAAUUUGUAUGCCUUCAUUUUAGCGUUGAUGUUAAUCGUCAAACUUGUGUUGGUCGUUCUUACCUUCACGUUGGAGCCAGACGUAAUCACGAGCUACCUAAACAUACCGGUUUGGGGUUACACAUACGAUCCCGAAAUACAGGAUGAGAUUGACCGCUUACAAGUAACGCUCAACUGUUGCGGAAGCAAUUCUUACUUGGACUACGUCGGUAUGGAUUUCAAUAGUAAUCAAUCUACGGUUGUAGUAUCAAAUCUGGUCGACGGUGAUAACAUUAUGUUGGUCCUACCGAAGUCUUGCUGCGUUACUAGUGCAGACAUGUUCUGCACGAGAAUGAGAAUCACCAGUUGUAAAGACGCAUUAGCUGAUCUGCUGAUACAGAAUUCUAGCGUUUUGGGAGUUCUUGGUGUUUCUGUUAUGUUUAUACAGUUACUAGGCAUCAUAUUCGCAUUACUCUUGGCCCGCUGUAUUCGCAAAUUGAAGAGUGAGAAAGUUCUCAUGACAUGGAAGAUCAAGGAGCAGAUGAUUCUAGCUCGGCAAGCGAGCGAAAAGAAAGAAGAGAGUGUGUACAUAGACCACCCUGAUUCCAGCACAGCUUAA